CUCUUCCGUCGAUAAGCAACAGCCAGCCAGCAAUCCCAAAAGCCCAACAAAUCCAAUCAACAUGAAGUUCUUCGCUGUCCUCGUCUGCUUCUCCGCUGUCCUGGCCAUCGCAAUGGCAUCUACCCCAACUACACCCCCAACCAGCACUCCCACAACGCCUUCUUCGCCCACGACGACGACGUACACCUAUACAACCACCCCGUCCUACCCCUCCUACACCUACACCUCGGACACCACAACCACCAAGCCCAUCAAGCAGCAGCUCCUGUCCCUGCUGUUCAACAAGAAGUCCGGAUAGAGCCGCCCAUCCGAUCCACGAUGCUGCCACUUGACACGAUCCUCAUCACCUGAAUAGCCAAAUAAAAA
Molecule: messenger RNA, 366 nt
Organism: Drosophila mauritiana
Lineage: Eukaryota; Metazoa; Arthropoda; Insecta; Diptera; Drosophilidae
Product: intestinal mucin-like protein
Exons: 1
Coding region: 62-298 (78 amino acids)
Source: RefSeq, a predicted model, not a curated record